AUGGUAAUUUUUAAAAAAAAAUGUGAGAAGUUGCCCAAUCUACCACAAAUCACCUCGCAAACGAAGAAGUCUGAUAAAACAAAUGCCAAUUUGUCAUCGCAGAUGGUGUCAUCGAAAUGUGAGUGGAUUAGAAAAAGAUCUGUUAAUUUUUUUGAGGUCAAACAGCUAAGAGUAUUCCUCGUAAGAAGCGAAGGAAAUAAGCAGGUAAAUCAUAAAACAAGGUUUGUACAGCGAUUACACUUUAUUCACUAUAUUUAUUCCUUCUUCAUGUUUCUGCACAAUUCUUCAGAAAGAGUGGGUGUAAUGGUACAUGCUCUACUUCGUUCAACUCUGACAUCGCAUCACAGAGAAUUUCUUUGUUUGUCAAGCAAAUUUGAAAUGUUGGUGAUAGACAAAAAUAAGGUGAUUCAUUCCAUGUGA
Molecule: messenger RNA, 420 nt
Organism: Echinococcus granulosus
Lineage: Eukaryota; Metazoa; Platyhelminthes; Cestoda; Cyclophyllidea; Taeniidae
Exons: 3
Coding region: 1-420 (139 amino acids)
Source: RefSeq, a predicted model, not a curated record